Protopterus annectens (West African lungfish) is the source of this 800-nucleotide messenger RNA. Its product is annotated as lectin-like. Gene Ontology annotation, biological process: immune response. Lineage: Eukaryota; Metazoa; Chordata; Ceratodontiformes; Protopteridae. Gene Ontology annotation, molecular function: signaling receptor activity. The transcript is spliced from 7 exons. The record is from RefSeq and is a predicted model, not a curated record. The coding region runs from base 106 to 666 and encodes 186 amino acids.
UAAUAAAUAGCUCCAACCUACUGAUACACACAACACUGUGGCAGUUUCUGACGUACAACGCAAACAGUAGUGUGAUUUUAAAGCCUGUCACAGAUAUUUCAAAGCAUGAAGACUCUCUUUGUAUUCCUAACCCUGAUUGUGGCUGUUCUGAGUAAUACAAUAGAGUUGGAUUCUGAAAAUGAAGGGAAGGCUGUUGAAUUGGAGAUCUCUAGUAUUCAGCAGCAGAGGCCUAAAUUCCAUAAGAAAAUGGUCGCAUUGAAUAAAACAGGCUCUUUCUCCAUGAAAAAUAAGUGGGCCACGUACUCUUUUUAUGAAGACCCAAAGACAUUCAAAGCAGCUGAGCAACAUUGCAAAAAACAACACAAUGGAGGUCAUUUGGUAUCUAUUCACAGCCAAAAAAUGAACGCAGCCCUCCUUGAUAUGGUAAGAGAGUUGGCUUUCAAUGAACAGGAAGUCUGGAUUGGAGGCAAACGAAACAUACUUAGUCACAACUUUCACUGGACUGAUGGAACCAAAUGGGACUUUACAUACUGGCGCAGUGGAUCCCCUAGCAAUUCCUGGGUGUCAUUUUCUUGUGUAGCAAUGCAUACAGAAGGUUCUGGAUAUUGGCAUGACAUAAAGUGUAGCCACAACAGGCCUUACAUCUGCAAAAGUGAGAGUCACUGAGCGAGAAAAUGUGUAUCAGAAGAUACCUGUGGCCUGCUUUGCUUCAUAUGCUUGCCUCAUGCUACCUAACUUCUUCUUCUUUUGGCUUUUCCCGGUUAGGGGUCACCACAGCAGAUCACCUGUCUGCUCAUGAU